GGUCAUAUUAUAAUGAAAAGAAAGUCACAAACAUUAACUAAGUUAACAAUAGCAGAAAAGAUAAACCAAGAGAUAGGGUUAUCAAAAAAAGACUCAGCUGCAAUGAUAGAUAACAUAUUGGAUGAAAUUAAAGCCUAUCUAGUGAAGGAUGGAGUAGUAAAAAUAUCAUCAUUUGGAACAUUGGUGGUCAAUAAAAAAAGAGAAAGACCUGGAAAUGUCCCAAACGGAUUUAAGAAAGUGAUAAUUAAGGAAAAAAAAUCAAUUUCUUUUAGGCCUUCAAGAAUUAUUAAAAAUUUAAUAAAUACUGAUGAGUAAGGAAAAAUUAUUCUAUGCUAUUAGAGAAGUAGCUAAAGAAUUAAGCUUGGAGCAACAUGUUUUAAGAUUUUGGGAGAGUAAGUUUCAUUAGAUUAAACCUAUAAAAUGUAUAGGAAGAAGAUUAUAUGAUCAUAGAUACAUAGAAACAAUAAAGAAAAUAAAACAAUGCUAUAUGAUAAGGGGUAUACAAUCAAAGGGGUGCAGAGAGAAUUCAAUAGU
Cinara cedri is the source of this 534-nucleotide messenger RNA. The record is from the annotation of a GenBank genome assembly. Lineage: Eukaryota; Metazoa; Arthropoda; Insecta; Hemiptera; Aphididae.